AUGGAUCAUGUCAUGGCUUCCAUUCACUUCAUUCUGGAAUUUCGAGCCCACCUUUUCAAUGAUGGAACUGCAGCGUCAACUCUGAGGAACAAACUGUUCCCACAAGCCAUUGGAUAUUUGCGGAAGACUUUCCAAGUUCGUAAGUCUGCUGGAACAGUCUUGCUUAGUAGGCAGUGUGCAACAAAUCAAUAUUUACGGAAGAAACAUGACCCUCAUCGGUACUGUCAGGGAGCCUGUGCUGAGCUGACAAGGUGUGGUCCUGUGGUGGUGCCUGACCAGCACUUGCAGCAAUGCAGGGUCUGCAGUGAAAAUGGCCAUUACUGUGGGCUUGUUGGACCACCAGAUGGAUAUGGGUUUCCUGGUGCAGACUUCUUGCUUUAUGUCAGUGCAGUAACAACCGAGCGAUGUGGUCAUGAAAACAUAGUGGCUUAUGCUGCAUACUGCCAACAGGAGGCAGAACUUGACAGACCGAUUGCAGGUUAUGCCAAUUUAUGCCCUAAUGCAAUCUCCACACAGCCUCAGGAAUUUAUCGGCAUGCUGUCAACAGUGAAUCAUGAAAUUAUCCAUGCCUUAGGUUUUUCAGCUGGACUUUUUGCAUUUUAUCAUGAUGAUGAUGGAAACCCACUGACACCCAGAUUUGCAAAUGGUCUUCCACCUUUCAAUGACAGCCUUGGCCUUUAUCAGUGGAGUGACAGAGUGGUGCGUAAGACAGUCAGACUGUGGGAUGUGAGAGGCAACAAGAAGGUACAUCAUGAUGUAUACCUGCUUGUGACACCACGAGUGGUUGAAGAAGCACGGAAGCAUUUUGCGUGUCCCAAUCUAGACGGGAUGGAACUAGAAAAUCAAGGAGGACUAGGCACAGAACUUAACCAUUGGGAAAAACGGCUGCUAGAGAAUGAAGCAAUGACAGGAUCUCAUACGCAGAACCGGGUAUUUUCCCGGAUUACCUUGGCAAUGAUGGAGGAUACUGGUUGGUAUAAAGCAAAUUACAGUAUGGCUGAGAAGCUGGACUGGGGACAAGGAAUGGGCUGUGACUUUGUGAAUAAGAGCUGCAAAUUCUGGAUUGAUCAACACAGGCAAAAGAAACAGUUGGUGAGUCCAUACUGUGACACAUUAAGGACUAAUCCACUGCAGUUAACAUGCAGGCAGGACCUGAAGGCAGUAGCGGUAUGUAACCUUCAGAAGUAUACAGAACGAUUGCCUCAUGACUAUCAGUACUUCGACUAUCUUGAUGGAGUACCACAUCAGGAUCUGUCUUUGUAUGGUGGUUCAGUGGAAAUUGCAGACUACUGCCCUUUCAGUCAAGAGUUUAGCUGGCACUUAAGUGGUGAAUUUCAGCGCAGUUCAGACUGCAGGAUCCCAGAAAAUCAGCCAGACCCUGACAGAAACUAUGGUGCUGAAACAUAUGGGCCUUACUCUGUCUGUCUAAUUCAGAACUCUCCAUUUGUUAUGGAUCAGUGUACAAAGAAACUCAGCUAUCCAGACUGGGGAAGUGGUUGUUAUCAGGUCUCAUGCUCUUCCCAAGGUCUUACUGUGUGGGUGAAGAACACUGGCUAUUUUUGUAGUCAUGCAGGCCAGAUACUCACCAUAAAUGUUUGGAUGAACAGCUGGGUGUAUACAGGAAGUCUGGUGUGUCCGGCAUGUUCAGAUGUAUGUGACUCGUGUCCUUCAGAAGGGGACCCUCUUCCAGUAAAUUCAACAAAAAACAUGCCUAUAGAUCCAUGCUCAAGUUCUUCAAGCCUGGUUGUAACCUUGUGGCUGUUAUUUGUUGACCUUGUACCUCUGCUGGCAGGAUUUUUCAUCUGCAUACGGAACUAAUUCUAAUGAAUUUAUUUAACUGUGAAAUUGUUUAAUUGCCCUUCUUUGGCCAGAGCACUGCUGUGGUACAGAAGUAUGCUGCAUUGAGGAAAGCACUGAGUGGCUCAGCUGUUCCGUUUACUGGACCUCGUGACAAGGCUCAAGUGCUGAAAACUGACACUGUGUAACAAAUUAAUACACUGCAGGGCAGAACUGAACUUAACACGAAAAGGAAGAGAACAAAUUAGCAAGUGACAGGGAUCUAUCUGCAAGAUUCUGGAAGUUGUGGCUCAAUCACUCCUGGUAGCAGUUGGCUGCUUCGUUGGCCUGUCAGUGUUUGGUGCAGUACUGAUAGUUACACAAAUGAGUAUGAAGGCUGUAGCUGGCAGAUACUUUUCAAGUGCCAGCAUUCUGUGGGACUAGAUUGUGAAAUACCUCAGUAUUAAUGUAGCCAUAAAUUGUGUUUUGUCAGGUAGUCAUCUGACAGUUGGGCCAGAUUGGAAGUUACAAAGGAGAUUAUCUGUGGUCAAUGUUAUUUGGUAGUCAGGGUCAUUUAUGUAUACUGGCAUGUGUUCUGCUUCUUUAGUAGUCAUUAAGUCCAAGCUGUAAAUGGCAGCAGUUUGCAAAAUGUACUAAAUGUACAUUGUCUUAGGCACUGACUGAUUGGUAUAAUCUCAAAGUAAGAACACCUUUGGUAUCACACAGCAGUACGAAUUUAGAUUAUGAACUGAUGGCUUGAGUCUGUGGCGCAUUUGUCUGACUAUUUCGUAAAAGGUCAGUUUGCCAGAGAAAGAGUAGUUUCAGAAUGUUCAUACCACUGUAUUGUAAUGGUGAUACUGCUCAUUUUAACAGAGCUGUCUGUAAUCUGUAACUUUGGGCAUUUGGUUUCAGUCAGAACUUCCCCUGCUCUGUAGUUUAGAUGUGGUGCAGUUUCCUAACAACUUUUGUUUGGGGUAAGUAUUUCUGACACACUCCAUGUCUUACUUUGGUUCUUAGUAGUUAUGUUGAUGGUUACAGAGAUGCACUAAUUAAAAAAUCCUCAUAGUUUGUACACAAGCAGCAUAUUAUAGAAGUAGGUGGUGUCAUACAGGGGACAGUCUAUAGCUUAGGAGUAAUUUGUUCUUAUUAACCACCAAGUUCUACAGAGUGCAUAGUAUGAGAUGUGAGAGAAGUUCAGAAAAGUCUUUUGAAGGAACCUUACCAGAGAUCUUUGUAGGUGAAGUAAAUGGGAGUAGGCCCACAUAGCCUUCCUUAGUACUCUGUAGAUGUACUUUGAUCACAGGUAUCACUGUCCACCAUUGCUAGCACUUUUCUCAUGUGAUCUUGUGUGCAUAGAUA
Protopterus annectens (West African lungfish) is the source of this 3135-nucleotide messenger RNA. It is a transcript of the gene LMLN, whose product is annotated as leishmanolysin like peptidase. Lineage: Eukaryota; Metazoa; Chordata; Ceratodontiformes; Protopteridae. Gene Ontology annotation, cellular component: cytoplasm; membrane. The transcript has 15 exons. The record is from RefSeq and is a predicted model, not a curated record. Bases 1 to 1818 code for a protein of 605 amino acids. Gene Ontology annotation, biological process: proteolysis; cell adhesion. Gene Ontology annotation, molecular function: metalloendopeptidase activity.